ACGCGGUUGUUGAAACUAAAAAUCUAAAAAGCUCUUUGUUUUCCCUGGUCAGUUUUACAAAUGGCGGCCAUUUCGAAGGCAUGAUACUGACCUACUUCCAGUGACUUUUGUAACAUUUAACACCGAUGCCUUACCCGGUGGAUAGAUUUUGGUUUUGAACGAUUUCUAUGACAUUCUGUCCAAUAAUGGAUCUAUUGGAAUUGUAUAAAGAAGCAGCAGAGUGGUGAGUUGAGCUCCUCCGACUUCUUCUACUCUUAAUCUUUAUACAGUAAAUACAGCAAUGUAGACUGCAGACUGUAUAUGACACAGCAGGGAAAGCUUAUACGCUCAUUGAAGCUGCAAAUGAGUGCCAAAAGACCGCCAAUGUGGACAUUGACCUACUUGUGGAGAAUUGCGAGCGAUGUUCCGCCAUGAUUACUCGAAUCAGGAAGAAGGAGACGGAUCCAAUAAGAAACGCAGCCCUGUCAGAACUGCUGAGGUCCAUGGACUACCAGAUGCAGAUCCUCCACACCAAACAGAAACAGCUGACCAGCACCAGACUGGUACCUGAUGGACACUCCACUCAACCCUGUCGUGCAGAUACUCCGGUCACUAAGAAACAACCUGAUGACAGAAGGACAAGCAGGAGGAUCUCCAUUGAAGAUGCCAUCGUGCCCAAGGGGUCCCUAAGGUUCCAGGAUGUGGCCGGGCUGGAAGAAGCCAAGCAAGCUCUGAGAGAGGCCAUCAUUCUUCCCCUGCAGUACCCACACUUGUUUACAGGUGCUAGAAAGCCAUGGAGAAGGAUCCUCUUGUAUGGACCACCUGGUACAGGAAAGUCUCGACUGGCCCAUGCCUUGUCUUCAGAGAUAGACUCCACCUUCUACUGCGUGUCCAGUUCUGACCUCAUCUCUAGCUGGGUGGGAGAGAGUGAAAAGUUGAUAAAAGAAUUGUUCCAGCAGGCAGCAUACAGAAAGGGCACAUCAGUUAUUUUCAUCGAUGAAAUCGACAGCAUCUGUCGGAAGAGAACGAGUCGCGAGGAGGAGCACACGAGGCGCGUGAAGACGGAGCUGCUGCGGCAGAUGGAGGGGGCAGACACAUCGGCGCUGUCCGAGAAAAUCUUCCUGAUGUGUGCCACCAACUGUCCCUGGGAACUGGACUCAGCCUUCCUGCGCAGGUUUCAGAGAAGGAUCUACGUCCCCCUCCCAGACAGGGAGGCCAGGAAGUCCCUGCUGCAGAUCCACACCAGUCAGAACAGGGUCCAGCUGACAGAGCUGGAGUGGGGCCAGCUGGCUGACAGGACUCAGGGGUACUCAGGCAGUGACAUCGCCACCGUCAUCCUGGCCGCGCUGUUUGAACCAAUCAGAGACCUGCAGCUGGCCACACACUGGAGACAGACUACAGGUGAUCAGUGGACCCCUUGUGACAGUCAGGAUGUAGGAGCUGUGAAGGGAAGACUGGGAGAGAUGCCAUCUGAUCAGGUAGUGCCCCGUGACGUCUGUCUACAAGACUUUGUGAAGUCCCUAGCUGCAGCGCACAACACCGUCAGCCAGGGGGAGCUGCAAAAGUUCCAUGACUUCAGCAGCAGCUUAGGUUGAGAACCCAACACUAUCUACUGCAACAACAACGCCAAGCCAAGAAACAAAGUAUACAACCGUUGUAAUAAAGUUUAAUUUUGAAGAAAUUUUAUGCUUGUCAAACAAGCAAUGUUAAUUAUGAAGUCAAGUAGUGUAUGUGUUUCACUCUAUGUUUCAAUGUUCUAAACAAAAAAUUAUAAGGUUAAGACUUAAGUUAUGAUAUUAUGUAGUUUUGUAACACAUUGCACAUUAUGAAAUAGUAUUAUUAUGAUACUAAGUUGUUACUUUACACAUUGUAUUCUGUCACUUCAGUGUUAUAAACAAAGGAUUUUAAAGUGAAUUUCAAACCUGUUUGGCCCUGUUGACAUGUUUUUUACUUAUAUGGACAUUAUUUAACGUAAUACAGUUGUUCCAUUGCAAGUAGAUUGACAAGUCAUGGAAGCUCUGUUGGAAGUUUUCUCGUCAUAGCCUGGUUUCCAAACCUAUACACCUUUUCCAUACAGCAGACAUGACAGCAGAAAUAAUGUUAAUGAGACAAACAAACAGGUUAUUUAUAGAAUCAGCUCCCGUUCAGUUUUUCUCCCAACUACAUACACUAAGUUUCUAGAUAUAAGCUCAAAUAAUAAAUAUUGUAAGUAGUGCUAUGCAUGGAAAAGAUUCUCUUCAAGUUGAAGUAGCUUGGGUACAUCCUCAUUAGUUUAAACCUGCCCCCAUAUUAUGGUGCUCUCACUGCAUUGUUGAGAAUGUACAUUUUGUACAUGUAUUACUAACAAUGGUGAGAACACACUAGUGAGAGAGCAAGCAUAACUAAUGAAGGAUUGAUACCUAAGCUACAUGUACUUCAACCUUUAUUUUGCAACAGAAGUCAAAACUGGACUGUACACAUGGUGAGCUUGCAGAAUUCUGGUCAUGUUUUCAAUACAGUCGCAAAUUUUAUGUCCACACACAAAUACUAUUACAUCAUUCACUCAUAUUAAAAUACAUCAAAUGAGUUGGUAAUAAAAAUCUAUGUUGACAA
This is a messenger RNA of Branchiostoma floridae (Florida lancelet), 2571 nucleotides long. Its product is annotated as vacuolar protein sorting-associated protein 4B-like. Lineage: Eukaryota; Metazoa; Chordata; Leptocardii; Amphioxiformes; Branchiostomatidae. The coding region runs from base 411 to 1574 and encodes 387 amino acids. Gene Ontology annotation, biological process: endosomal transport; vacuole organization. Gene Ontology annotation, molecular function: ATP hydrolysis activity; ATP binding. The transcript is spliced from 12 exons. The record is from RefSeq and is a predicted model, not a curated record.